Messenger RNA from Helobdella robusta, 3324 nucleotides. RefSeq lists its product as hypothetical. The record is from RefSeq and is a predicted model, not a curated record. Bases 1 to 3324 code for a protein of 1107 amino acids. NCBI's taxonomy places the organism in Eukaryota, Metazoa, Annelida, Clitellata, Rhynchobdellida, Glossiphoniidae. The transcript has 6 exons.
AUGAAUGUGUCUAUUGAAGUUUUGAGAAGGAGAGGGGUUGAUUAUUUAGCUAACCUAGUCAGGGAGUUAGAACAAGAGAAAGUAAAUUCUAACUGCGAAUAUACCAAAUCUUUAAACGAUCUAAAUACGAAACUUCAAAAUGGCGUCGUCGAAAUUCAGAAUUUGAGACAAAGGAAUAAAGAUUUGAAUGUUGAAAAUGAAGAUCUUAAAAAUGUAUGCCUCUACCUGGAUGAUGAAAGGUUGAAGUUGGCAAAGUUGCUAGAGGAAUGGAACAAUUUUGGCAAAUACAUCUUCCAACAUUUUGAGGACAAAACAAAUUCUUGCAAAAUAGAUAUAGACAGAUUAGAAGCAAACCACAAAGAAAUCAUUCUAGAAAAUUCCCACCUCAAGCAACUGCUUUCGCUGAAUAGUAGUGGAAAAAUUGAACAAACUGCCAUCAAAUUUGAUCAGAUUAGGAAGCGUGGGGAUGGUAGUAGCAGUCCCAGCAGCACAUCUCUGGAAAUUGGUAGAACUAACAACCACAGCAGCAACAGCUACACUAAUUUUAGUGCAAUCAAUACCCCACCGUCAUCUGAUAUUAGUAGUAUUUCAGAAGAUACUAAAUAUGUUCAAGAUAAAGUCAAAAGUUUUACCAGUACGAAAAAAAAUGCAAGCAUUAAUAAAGUUAAUUUCCCCAACAGCUGUAGCGAUGUUAGAAAGGAUUUUAAUGAUUUGCAAAUAGGAAAGAAUCAUUCUUUACCACAAAUUGCUAAUAACAACAAUAGCCACAACAUUAAUAAUAAUAACAUCAAUUACAAAAUUGGUAAUAGCAAUAGGAAUAGUAAUAAUAAUGUAAGUGCGAAAAUUAGGUGCUAUUCAGUGUCAAGUUUGAACAGAAAAAAUGUUAAUGAUAACAAAAAUGAAGUCAUUUCGUCAUUUCAACCCACACCAUCAUCAUCAUCGUCUUUGUUAACGUCGUCAUCAUUAUCUAAGUUGAAUUAUCAAUAUGAUAAUGUUCCUUUAGUUGUACCGCCAUUACCAUUGCAAGCGUCAUCAUCGGGGCCACUAUUCAUUGGACAUGAUAUUAAAUCUAGAAAUCUUUUCUCAUUACCAUCGCCUUCGUCGUCUUCAUCACAACCAUCGUCGUAUCAUCAUUAUAACUUACAACAUGCUUCGUCAACAUCAGCAACCACAACAGCAUCAUCAUCAAUGACUAAACCAUACUAUCAGCAAAUGAAGAUGUCUUCAUCAUCCUUACCUUCAACUUUAUACAACUCGCAACAUCAGCAGCAGAUUAAAUCUGGCUUACCCAUGACUUAUUAUUACGACGAGGCUUCGCAAAAACAAUUUCAUCACCAACAACAUCAACAGCAAAAUCUCCAACAACAACCGCUGCAACAACAACUAGAAAACUCAACUUAUUUGCAAUCUCAUGGAACUCAACAGCGUCAACAACAAAACUUUACACCUGCACAGCACAAACUACAACAAAUUAUUAUGCAAUCUGACGUCAACAGCAUCAACAAAAACAUCAGCAAAAACAUCAACAUCAACAAAAACAUUAACCCACCGUACAACAACAUCAUUGGCUAUCAAGCAGUACAGUCUAAUAGAAUUUAUGAUUCAACCGUUCAAAAAAUGCCCAAUCAAACUUAUAUGGUUAUUAAAUUGCUAUCAUUCUUAGCAGUGAUAAAAUUAGUAUUAAAGAUAGAAUCUAGCACUUCACAGAAAAUGCAGUCGAAUUACUCAGCUAACAGCGGUAGUAAUAGUAAUAGAUUGAAUAAUAAUACAAUUGCUGAAGACGAUGAUGACAACGAUAAUGUGGUUAGCAGUGAUAGGGAGAAAAUUAGGCAGGCUUGCAAUCAAUGGCAAAGAAGAUUUUUUAAACUCCAGCACCAUCUAGCCUCCCCAACGGACAACAAUGACAACUUUUUUCUCUCAUUUGACUACUUUGACUCAGACGAGGACCAAUCAGUCGUCAGUAACCUCAACAAGAGAGGGUCUAUUGAUCUAAAGAAUUGUACUGAACUUUGUUCUGCCCUAAAAUUUGGACAAUAUCUCCAUGUUUUUUCGAUAAAAACAAAGUAUAGAAAUCAGCAGAGGAUAUACUACUUGGCAGCUGAUUCUCACGAAGAGAUGGACAGGUGGUUCAGUAUUUUGUGCCAUGUCCUCGAAUUAGGGAAGGCUGAUCCACCGAUCCCGCCAAGAACAACGGAGGAUGUAUAUUUCCAGAAACAACAACUUAAACAGCAGCAUCUUAAACAAGAACAACAACAUCAACAGCAGCUACAGCAGCCACAAAGACAUCAGCAGAAACUGAGCAAAGAUUAUUUUCAGAUGAGGAGAAGAAAUAGUUUUCACUGUUCUCGAAACAACAAUAAUAGCAGCAGCAACAACAACGCUAACAACAACUUCUCAUCAACAAUGGAUUCAAAAGUAAAGCAUAAAAAUAAAUCAACCGACAUGCUAUUCGUAGAUCAGCAUGUCCCUGACACCUCGCCUAACCAACAGUUUGAUGAAUACAUCCGAUUAGAUGAUUGUUUCAGUGGUUCUUCUUACAUCAGUAGUCUGAAAAACAGCAACAAGUUCAACAACAAAAGUUCAAACAAAAUGGAGGCAUGGAAUUCUGCAAAUUUUGACAAACAAACCAAAAAACUUUCCAAGGUUUCAAAUUUGUCCACCAAUGCGGCAGGUUACAGCAUGCAGAGCAACAAAACCAACAAUAAACAAAAACCUUACAAAACAUCCCAAAUGAGCCAGUCAAGUUAUGAUUGCAGCAAAACUGGCCUGCUAUUAGCAAACACAUCAACGUCAUCAACAGUAACAACUACAACACCAGCCACAAAGUCAUCAACAACAGCGGCAGCACCAUCGCUAAGGUCAUCAUUCAACAAGAACUGCAAAAGUUUCACUAAUCUGAACACUCAUCAAUUCGACAUCAACAGCUUCCACAGCAGCAGCAACAACAACAUCAGGAAACACAUCUCCACAUCGAAAUUGAUGUCAACGACAUGUACGAAACCAUCAACAACAUCAACAUUCAGCAAAAAAUCGUCAACGAGAACUGUCUUCCUAAACAAUUCGUUUGCACCUUCAAGAUUCUUUCUAAAAGAUCCAUCCACUUUCGAACUCACAAACUACAACAGCAACAACACCAACAACAACAACAGCAGCAACAAUAAUGUUGGUGAUAAAGUUGAUGUUGCCAACAAAAACAAGAUUAAGAGUUGUAGUGUGGGGGUGGGUGGCAACAAAAGUAACUUUUCUCCAGGUGACCCAAGAAAUAACAACAUAAUGAUCAGCUCUCAAUGGUUUGCCGUUUUGAUGGAAUGCUUGAUUGGUUGA